CCAACCACUGACGACGCCACCCCGCUUCACUGCCUUCCCUCAUCUCCUCGGAGAUGGCGGACAACUGCUCGGUGCUCGACCCGUGGAUGUACCGCUUCGAGUCGGCGUGGAUCAACGAGGCCUUCGCCCGCGACAACGACGCGCUCACCCGAGCCCUCCGGACUUCCAUCUCGGACACCUCUUCCUCUGGCGCAGGCGCGCCCUCCGCUUCCCCCGACACCCCUUCCGCCGCCACCUCCCCCAACCCCCUCCUCCUCAGCCGCCGGCACCAGCUCGCUCCCCGGAACCCUCUGGGCGCCGCUCCCGCGGGGCGGGUCUCGAAGCGGAAGUCGCGCUCGUCAAAGCGGUCGCCCACCACCUACAUCAACGCCGACCCCGCCCACUUCCGGGAGAUGGUGCAGCGCAUCACGGGGGUCCGGCUCGACGGGGAGCUGGCGGAACCGCUGGUGAAGCCAGAGCCGGUGCGGCCCGCGGUGGGCGCGCGCGCGGCCCUGCAGCAUCUGUGCCUGCCGACGCUCGACACGUCGGCGUUCCUGCUGGACCAGCGCACCGCUGAUGUGGGUGACGGCGGCUCGCUGGGGCCGCCGCCCGACGCGCCGGCUUUUGACUUGGCCGCGCUGCUGUCGCCGGUCUUUCCCACCCUCGAGUCGUGGGGCGUCAUGUAGCAGACGAUUAGCAGACGUCACAUGCUCUUCGGCUUUCUUCUUCCUCCCUUACUCUUUUCCUGCCUUUUCUAUGUCACACUUGGCUACUCUUCUCUUCUGUUUUCUGGUCGAACACCUGCUGGUGUUUGUUAUGUUGAUGGGAAUACACAUGAUGAAUGGUAGCCAAAGCUUCUUUUCCAAAGAAA
Musa acuminata subsp. malaccensis (wild Malaysian banana) is the source of this 850-nucleotide messenger RNA. RefSeq names its product calmodulin-binding protein 25-like. The record is from RefSeq and is a predicted model, not a curated record. Gene Ontology annotation, biological process: response to osmotic stress. NCBI's taxonomy places the organism in Eukaryota, Viridiplantae, Streptophyta, Magnoliopsida, Zingiberales, Musaceae. Gene Ontology annotation, cellular component: nucleus. Gene Ontology annotation, molecular function: calmodulin binding.